AUGGUGGAUGCCACUACUGGGUAUGAACGGUUAACUUUUCUGGAUGCUUACUCAAGUUAUAAUCAAAUUCCUAUGAAUCUAAACGAUGAAGAAAAAACAUCUUUUGUCACUGAACGAGGGAUCUAUUGUUACAAGGUUAUGCCGUAUGGAUUGACAAAUGCUGGAGCCACUUACCAAAGGUUGGUUAGCAAGAUUUUCAAAAGUCAAAUGGGUAAAACUGUAGAAGCCUAUAUUGAUGAGAUGGUAGUAAAAAGUAGAAAGAAGGACCAGUAUUUGCAACACUUGCAAGAUAUGUUUGAGGUGUUGAGGAAGUACGGCAUGAAGCUUAACCCAACCAAAUGCUCGUUCCUGGGAUUGCUGCAAACCGUUCUUCGACAUAAUAAGAGGCCACGGAGGCAAGCCUGGGGGGAUGAGCAACGACUGGCACUGACCAGGUUGAAAGAGUAUAUGCAGAACCCUCCAAUCUUAUCUGCCCUAAAACCAGGGCCAAGAGUAGGGAUUAAACUGCAGACCCCAGAAGGUGCCACGCUCCAUCGAGCAAUCAGACUUGAGUUCAGAGCAACUAAUAAUGAAGCAGAGUAUGAAGCAUUGCUGGCAGGACCGAGACUAGCCAAAGAACUAAAGGUCAAGAGUUUAGUUGCUUUUAGUGAUUCGCAUCUACUUAUUAGGCAGGUGACUGGGGAGUAUGGUACCAAAGAUGAGACAAUAGAGGCAUAUCGUUCUGCCAUUAUGCAUGAAGCAAAAAACUUUGAUCAAAUUAAGUUCACCUAA
Molecule: messenger RNA, 771 nt
Organism: Cornus florida
Lineage: Eukaryota; Viridiplantae; Streptophyta; Magnoliopsida; Cornales; Cornaceae
Exons: 3
Coding region: 1-771 (256 amino acids)
Molecular function (GO): nucleic acid binding; RNA-DNA hybrid ribonuclease activity
Source: RefSeq, a predicted model, not a curated record